Molecule: messenger RNA, 3597 nt
Organism: Haemorhous mexicanus (house finch)
Lineage: Eukaryota; Metazoa; Chordata; Aves; Passeriformes; Fringillidae
Gene: DRC11
Product: IQ motif containing with AAA domain 1
Exons: 21
Coding region: 1-3150 (1049 amino acids)
Molecular function (GO): ATP hydrolysis activity; ATP binding; protein binding
Source: RefSeq, a predicted model, not a curated record
AUGGUUGCUCGGGCCAAGGAGCGGAGCCGAGGAUCGCACCUGGGCGCGCAGGGGGCACCCACAGGGGAGCGGGGCCGCCCCACGCUCCCGCAGACCCUCCCGCCACGGGAAACCCGGGCGGGGACGCGCAGGGGAGGCUCCCCCCACCCCGUGCGAGCCCGCAGGGACGCGGGGGAGGCUGCGAGCGCUCAGGGGGAGCGAGCCCGGGUCCCGCAGCCCCGCGGGGCUCCCCCGGUGCCGCCCUUACCUCAGGGCCUGGCGGCAGCGCUGCCCGAGCGAGUGAGCGCGGCCCCGCCGCCAACGCCGCCUUAUAUCGGCCGUGAGGGGAGCCCGCCUCCCGGGGGCGGCUCCGGCGGCCCGGCUCCCAUCGGCACGGCCCCAAAGGCGAUCGGCCCAGCCCCGGCUCGGCCCCACAUCCCUUCUGCACGGCCGGAGAUCAGCUCCGUGCAGCCCCGGCUCGGCCCCAGAUCGGCUCGGCCCAGCCCCGGCUCCGGCCCCGCCCGGGGAGCGAGGGCUGCGGAGAGCCGGGGCAACGCCGCGGCCGCGGGCGGCUCGGCCGGGCCCGUGCCGGUGUCGGUGCCGGCCCAGCGGGACUCGGGCUCGGUACCCCGGGGCUCCAGGGACGUGUCGGUGUCGGUGCCGGCCCAUCGGGACUCGGGCCCGGUGGCCCUCGCCCAAGGCUCCCUCUCGGUGCCGGUGCGGCUCUCGGUGCUCAGCAUGUCCCAGGCCACUUACAGCCAGAUAUGGGCAGACACCCAGAGAGAGCUGGACACCAUGCUCCAGAGAGAGAGGGAGGAGUUCCUCCAGCCACAGGAGGACCCUGAGAACGUGAUGAAGAUGUUGGCCACUGCCUACGUGCAAUACCUGGCAAUCAUGAGGAAGCUGGACGAGGUCCAUGACCACCUGAUCCACCAGCAGAAGCGGGCACUGGUUCGGCAGGCGCUGGACGGGGUCAUGGGCCGCAUCCUGGAGAUCAAGAGGGAGAUGGUGGCCCUGGAGUACUCCGAGUGCCACUCCAUGGCUGGCAUCCUGAUGGAGCUGCAGCGUGUCCCGGAAGACAUAGAAAUACCCAUCCCAAAGUAUUUCAUUAAAGAAAACCUGGGAAUCCUGCAGUACAGGGAGAAAUACCUGCAUGAGAUUUUGCUGAAUGCUGGUUUGCUAGAACAGGAAGCUGUCAGAGCCAUGACACUCCAGGAGAGCAUUAGAGUGAUCCAGGUGGCAGAACGGGCUCGCCAGGGCCGCGCUCGAGCAGCCUUCAUGAGGAGAAUUUACUUUGAAGAGAAAAGGCAAAGUAGAAAAGGCGACCAGAAGAUGGUUAAAAGCCCAGAUGAUGCUGCCACUUGCAUUCAAAAGGUCUGGCGUGGGCACAGGCAACGCAAGGAAACAGAGAGGCUCAGAGAGGAGGAGAUGAUAUUUCUGGGCAUGAGUCUGCCUCCUGACUUGGAGGCAAUGAGCAGUUUGCAGAAAGCAAAUGUCCUGGAAGGUGAAGUCCGGGAAAGACCAAACUUUUCCUUCAGGCAUGAGCUGAGGACAGCAGAGGGGCCCCACAUCAAGGAAACCCUCCAGAACGAGAUCACCCAGUGCUUCCUCGAGUGCAGGCAUAUCACAGGCAGGUUUCCUGACUAUCCCCCUGAGAAGACAGGUGGUUCCAAGGCUAUUCUUAUUGAAAAACAUCCAGAGCAGAUCGUCGAGGAGCUGGCUGCCAAAAAGGCAAAGGCAGAGGCAGAGAAAAAUGAAGCAGAUAAGAAGGUAAAAGAAGUCAAGGAACCUGUCCAAGAGAAAAAGCCAGCAAAAGCUGGAAAGGAGGUAGUGGAUGAAGGCUGGAAAAUGGCUCCAAGCAAUUUCCUUUUGAUGCUGGAGGAAGGAAGCUCUCAGUACCAAGUCUUCUGGGAGAACAGAGAUAACAAAUCAGAUUUUCUCCAGGAUCAUGACCCAGAGCUGAUCAAAGCAGGGGAACGGGGAGAAGUGGAGGAGGAGAUCAGAGUGCAGGUCGAUGAGGUGAUGGAGGAGAAGCUGCUGAGAGUCAAAGAGGCUGUGGAUGGAGAGACAGGUGCUCCAGCCAAACCUGGCAAAGAGAAGGGAAGCAGGACACCUGCAAAGAAAAAGAUAUCUGAGCUGGAGAGAGAUCUGACUCCUCACAGGACCAUUGAUUCCCUGUACCAGGAACUUGCAGAAGAAAGAUUGCUCAUCCAAGUCAAGAAUGUGAAUCUCUCUGACUACAUGGGCUACUGUGACUGUCUGAUGAGCAUCCUUCGUGAGGCAGGUGCCAUGCCCAUGCCCUCCAUCCCAGAAGUCAGACAGCUCGUGGCCCUCUAUGGAAUACUGCCCUUGGGUUCCCAAACUGUCCAUGAGAAUGCUCCUCUGGUGAAAUCCCUGCUGCUGGCAGGACCUGCUGGUGUUGGAAAGAAAAUGUUGGUGCAUGCCAUCUGCACAGAAACAGGAGCCAACCUCUUCAGCCUCACCCCUUCCAGCACUAGGAAGUACCCAGGCAAGGAGGGCCUCGUCAUGAUGCUUCACAUGAUCCUCAAGGUGGGCAAGGCAUUGCAGCCUUCAGUCGUGUGGAUUGGAGACACAGAGAGAAUGUAUGCCAAAGGGCCACUGAAGGGAGAAGAAGAGAUGAACUUCAAACGCCUGGCCAGGCUCCUGCCCCAGUUCCUGAGGGUUCUGAAACCCAAGGACAGGAUUCUGCUCCUGGGCACCUCCAGGAGACCCUUUGAUGCCAAUCUGGGACCUUUCUGCAAACUUUACCAGAAAAUCAUUCUCAUCCCAAAGCCUGACUACCUGACAAGAUUUGCCCUGUGGAAGCACUACAUCCUGCAGUGUGGUGGGGCCCUCACCAAGCUGCUGAACCUCAACUGCCUGGCCCAGGUGUCAGAUGGCUUCACCCAGGGCCACGUUGUGGACGUGGUGCACACUGUGCUGACUGAGCUGAGGCUGCUGCAGAUGGCCAGGAAGCCCCUGAGCACUGCUGAGUUUGUCACUUCUCUGGCCAGACACGACCCAGUGUACAGAGAGGAGGAAGAAACGUUCCAGGCCUGGUAUGCCAAGACCCCGCUGGGGAAAGCGUGGAAUGCAGCACAGGAAACAGAUGAAGGAGGAAAAGGAAAAAGAAGGAAAGGAAAGAAAAGAAAAGGGAAAGGGAAGAAGUAACUUCCUUGAGGAUUUUUCACCUGGCCAUACCAGUCACAACUCUAUUUCUCUGUGCAGGCAUGGCAGAUUAAUGUUACAGGCAUUCCAGGGAAGAGAAUUCCUCUCUGAAUGAAUUUUUAAAAGUUUAAAAAUGAAAAAAAAAAAAAAAACCAGAUGAGAUGUAACAUGUAGCUCUCAUAGGAUAAAGAGUUAAUGACCACUGACUUGCUCAAGCAUUAUUUAUUCUGAGAGAUUUUAGGGGGCAGAAGGGUUCAUUACUCAGGCCUGUAACAUGCCAUCAACUUUCAGGCCAUACUCAUUUAUUUCAGCAAGUAACUCUCCUUAAAAAUUGAUGUCACUUUAAUGUCUUUCAUUACUUUAAUAUCCUAUAUGCUUUAUAAAACUAACUGCUUUAUAUAUCUGUGGGUCUAAAGCAUUACAGUCCUCAAUAAAACCAUUCCAGCUCUA